Messenger RNA from Mytilus trossulus (common blue mussel), 1098 nucleotides. RefSeq lists its product as uncharacterized. The transcript has a single exon. Lineage: Eukaryota; Metazoa; Mollusca; Bivalvia; Mytilida; Mytilidae. Gene Ontology annotation, biological process: DNA integration. The record is from RefSeq and is a predicted model, not a curated record. Gene Ontology annotation, molecular function: nucleic acid binding. Bases 1 to 1098 code for a protein of 365 amino acids.
AUGACUGCAGGAGCCUUGCGUUCAGGAGGUUUUUGGGUUAUAGGCAGUAAAAGGUUAGUUUCUACAAUCAUCAGACAAUGUGUCACAUGUAAGAAAUUGCGAGGUCAGUUUAAAGUACAAAAGAUGUCUGACCUUCCGGAAGAUAGACUCACUCCAGGACCUCCUUUUACCUUUGUGGGAAUUGAUACAUUUGGACCAUACCAAAUCAUUCAUAGAAAAACUAGAGGCUCAUCAAUCAAUCAGAAAAGAUGGGCAAUAUUAUUCACAUGUUUGGUUUCAAGAGCGAUACAUAUUGAAGUCAUAGAAGAAAUGAGUAGCGCCAGUUUUAUCAAUGCAUAUCGUCGUUUCAUUGCUAUCAGAGGAUCUGUUAAAAUUCUUCGAUCAGACAGAGGAACAAAUUUUGUUGGUGCAAUACAAGAUUUAGGAAUCACAGCCGAAUUCAUUGAAAAAGGCACUGUUGAUACAAUGCUAUCACAAUACGGAACUAUAUGGAAAUUCAACCCUCCGCAUGCUUCACAUUUUGGUGGAUCUUUGGAAAGGAUGAUAGGCUUGAGCAGAAGGAUUUUAGAUUGCAUGCUCAUUCGUGAGAAAAAUAGACUCACGCAUGAAAUUUUAGUUACUUUGAUGGCAGAGGUCAGUGCUAUUGUGAAUUCAAGGCCGUUAGUAUCUGUCUCUACUGACCCGGAUAACCCGGAAGUAUUAUCUCCGUCUAUGCUCUUAACACACAAGAAAGGACAGGAUGAACAAUCUAUGCUACAAUUUGGAACUAAGGACAUGCUACGUAGUCAGUGGAAGAUGGUUCAAGGACUGGCAGAUGAAUUCUGGUCAAAAUGGAAUAAAGAAUAUUUACAUACACUACAAGUAAGGAAAAAGUGGGAAAUGCCGAUAAAGGACUUAAAUAUAGGAGACAUAGUUCUCAUGAGGGACCGAGAGUUACCAAGACCACAGUGGCCGAUGGCAAUAGUAACAAAAGUUUUCCCCAGUGCCGACAUGAAAAUCCGAAAAGUGGAAAUUCGAACUAUUAGAGACAACAAACCCAGUUCAUUCAUAAGACCAAUUGUUGAACUCAUUCCUCUCGUUCUUACUGAUUCAAAAUGA